CUCGUCCGCUCGAGUCCUGUCUCACUUUGCAACAUUCUUCAGCGAUUCGACUGCGCGCGCAGGAUUGCGUCUCAAACAGCGGCCUCCAGAUCAUGUUCAGAUCCCCUGGAAAGCUAAUAUACCUAGCCGAAUCCCCCGAACGCCUGCAGCCAUGGUUCUCGCAGCCAAGCAGCGCGUUCCGUCGAGCCAGCGCAGCCCGACCCUUUCAGAUGCUGCAAUGAUUCUGCCGGGCUUCGAGGCCGAUCAAGCAUGCAGCAUGUCGCCCGUCUUCGAGCGCCCGCCCUCCGUGUCUGCUCUGUAUGAUGCGUAUCAGAGCCCCAAACUAAGCUUCCCGCCCCAGAGCCGAAGCCGCGCUUCACAACAAAAGCAGUCACCUCCGCUCUCAGCACAGUCCUCGCGCUCGACACUGCGCAACAUGGGCGACUCGGCAGCCAAUGCCAAAAGGUCGCCCCCGCGCCAUGAAGUGCUCGCAUUGUCGCCCAAGAGUGACGCUAAUGGGUUCAAGGGCUGGGAGGAGCAGGAGCAGCGCCGCCUCAGCACUGCAAGCUCGAUGCUGAGCGAGGACUUUGAGAACUGGCCCGGGUUUGACAGCAGCCACGAGACGUUCGAUGACAGCGGCGUGGGCCUCGAGGAACAGGAGAUGCACAACCGAGUACCCCGCGGCCUGGCCAAAGACGGUGACGACAUGGAAAACGAGCAGUGGACGAGCGGCCGGACUGGCAGCGAUGAGGACGACAUUGACGACCCACAGUCCUCGGCAGCACUAAGCCGCAGGGCUGAGAUCAUCCUAGCCAAUGCGAAGAAGCGACUCAAUGUCAUGGAGGGCAACCUCAGAGGAGCCAGAGAGUCGCUGGUCGUGUCGCCUACUUACCAUCCAAUAAGGAGCACCUCUGAGCUGUCCCAGCACAUUGCGUCUUCACGAGAACGGGACCGGAGACUCUAUGCUGGCAUUGGACCAAUUCCCCCACGCACGCCUCAUCGCAACUCGCUACUUUACUCGACUAACAUCUCUAGCCCAAGCCACGCCCGAGGUGCCAGCGAGACGUCAAUCCCCCUGUCAUUCACACCGUCCUACACGUCGAGGAUGAGUACGAGUAAGCGAGCAUCAAGCGCAAUGGGAGCCGCAAGUGGUCCGUGGUCCGCAGAGAGCUUUGGACAUGGCCGAUUUCCGAUCAAAGAGUCGCGCAGUCACGAGGUCAUGCGUGACCCGCGAAACACCUGGAACACCACCGAUUAUCAGACACCUGGGAGAUCGACCUCCAGGAGCUCAAGAUCGCCUCCUGCUCUGGAGACGCUGCGUGAGGACGACAACGGACACACGCUGCAGAGAUCAGCUUCAGCGACGAGUGGACUCCGCGAUCAGAUGAACGACUUGAAGGGGAGGAUUUCGAGUCUGAAGCAGAGAGCCGCAGAGGAUCACAUGCGGCGACGGAGUCUCCAGAGCUUGCGCACGCCGAGCCCAUUCACGUCAUCUGAGGUUUGGUACCACGGAAAGGACGGGUAUCAGGUUGGGACGUCCACGGUCACUCAGAACGCCGGGCUGGGCAUCAAGACUGAGUCUCCAGCUAGAAAGGCGCUGUACGAAGAGGGACGUUCACCCACAACAACACUCUCGCAGCGAGAAGGGGAGACGCUGCUUGCAUCAAAAGAUCGGAGCCCCAAGGGGUUGGGCAUCCAGCAAGUAGGCUGCAACCCACCUAGUACGAUCGACGAAGUCACCGAAAGAUCUGGCUCGACAGUCGAGAGCAGCGACGACCACGACCACGUCUCUGUCAUUGGCAAGGACCUGGAGCCUGGCGGUGACAGCGUCUAUGAGGAUGCGGCUUACGAAAUGCCUGUAACCGAGCGCCAUGAGGAUCGCGUGGAUGCUUUCGACUACGAGCACUUUUUCUUGCACAGCGCCAUGGGAACGUACAGCCUUGAAGACCGCCGAUCUAGCACGAGCUCCAACAGCUCAACCGAGACCACACGACCUGUAACCGCAAUGCAAAGCAGCGAAGACCUUAGCAACGCUGAAAAACGAAUCUCCAUGCAUCAGAGGAACCCCAGCGUAGAUUCCAUCUCCUCAGUUGCCACUUUUGCCACAGCCGCCGAACACCAGUCCGACGAAGAGGAUGACGAGGAAAACGAACAGAUGGACCAGUUCUCUCAGCAGAUCAUCCAGCAUAACCAACACAUUGCCACUCAACGACCCUCUCUUGUAUCUCUGCGCUCGGACUCGGCCAUCAACAUGCGGCGCGGAAACGGCAUCUCUCCCACGCAGACUGCCAUUUCCCGCGGAUCCUCGCGCACCUCGUCAUCUUCUGGUUCUCUGGCCAGUGGACUGCAGACGAGCAAGAUCUACUCGAUCCUUACAGAGAGCCAGAGUAACGAGCCACGUCUAGCGCUGAGCGAGGAAGAGAAGCAGCUCAUCUACAGUCUCGCAGCCAGCUUUCAGAACGUCUGCGCAAAUCUGCAAAACACGUGCGGCGAGCAGCACGACCGCAAGGCCUGGCGACAGCGCCUCGACGAGGCCCGCCGCGUACUGGCCGGCGAAGAGAUUGAAGACGACCAAUCUUUCUAGACAACGACCACCACCACGUAUAUAAUGUGUAUUAGUACCAUCGGCAGCGUUUCAGCGUUGCUUCCCUGUACGAUCUAGAGACUAUCGUCUCGCUAUACGACAUUGACCGACACAUAUUUCCUACUACUUUCCACGACUACAAUGAGCUCCACGCCAUAGUACCAUCAGCAUUCGCAUUUUGUGCAACCAGCCUCGGCUUGCCUUUUAUCAUACUUCGCGUUGUUACGUUUCGGUUGGGAGGGCAUUUUCCAGUUUUGUAUUGAUACCCUGGGGUGGAGAUGUGGCCGGUGUGGGCUUGUAGUCUAGAUCUUUGAAUAUGGUGUAGCACAUGCCACCUACGUACUUGCGCGCCAAUGACAGCUAUUGCAUCU
Molecule: messenger RNA, 2934 nt
Organism: Didymella exigua CBS 183.55
Lineage: Eukaryota; Fungi; Ascomycota; Dothideomycetes; Pleosporales; Didymellaceae
Exons: 2
Coding region: 152-2563 (803 amino acids)
Source: RefSeq, a predicted model, not a curated record